GCGGUAACAAUGCCUUUAUUGUUUGGGAAGAUGCGGAUAUUGAUCAGGAAAAAACCAACGAAGGCCUUUUUGUGCGCUUCCUGGUGCGUAUGGAAGAUGUGAGCAAGCGUGUAAAUGCUGAGCUUACUCCUGAAAUGAGUGAAGCAGACCGCGAUGCGAAAAUUGGUGAAAUCAGCAAGCAAAUUGCCGAUGAAGCUACUGAGGAAAAUGACUAUGAGGCCAAUGUAAAAAGCUUUUACCACGGCAAUGAGUUUUAUCUUUUUGUAUAUGAGCGCUACAACGAUGUGCGCCUGGUAGGUGCUCCACCCAGCUCCAUUGGUAAAUUUGGUGGUGACACAGAUAACUGGAUGUGGCCGCGCCAUACUGGUGAUUUUUCGCUUUUCCGCGUAUAUACCGCACCUGAUGGCACUCCCGCUGAUUAUUCCGAAGAAAAUAUUCCCAUGAAGCCCAAGCACUACCUGCCUGUUUCUCUGGACGGUGUGAAAGAGGGUGAUUUUUCAAUGGUAUUUGGUUACCCAGGAAGUACGGAUCGCUACUUAAGCAGUUAUGGCGUAAAGCAGGCCAUUGACAAGUACAACCCCACCGUGGUAAAGAUUCGUGACCGCAAGCUUGAGAUCAUGAAAAAAUACAUGGAUCGUGAUCCUGCUACCCGUAUUGCCUACUCUUCAAAAUACGCUCAAACUUCCAAUUACUGGAAGUACUACAUCGGGCAGACCGAGCAAUUGAAAAACAACAAUGUUUGGGCUAAGAAAAAAGUUAUUGAAGAUGAUUUUGCCAAAUGGGUAAAAGCCAAGCCUGCCCGCCAGGAAAAAUACGGUGAAACGAUCUCCCUGCUGGAAGAAGCUUAUAAUAAGUCUGAUGAAUAUGUAACGGGUAAUGUUUAUGUAUUGGAAGCCGGGCUUUUAGGUUCUGACCUUACCCUGUUUGCUUUUCGUUUUGACCGUUUAAUGGAUGCUGCCUUUACCAUCCGCGAGCAAAUGGAAGAAAAAAUGGACGAAGCAGAAGAUGAUGAAGCCCGCAAGCAGAUUAAAGAAGAGUAUGAAGGCCGUUUUAAUGCGAUUAUGGCCAGCAUAAAUGAAUCUGUAGAAGAGCACUUCAAGGAGUAUAAUAAGGAUAUGGACAAGGAGCGCUUUGCAGCUCUCUUUCAGAUGUAUUAUGACAAUGUUCCUAAAGACCAGCAACCGGAAUUUUUCCGCCUGGUAGAAGAUAAGUUUGACGGAAACUUCUCUGAGUUUGCGGAUGAGGUGUACGAAGAUUCUUUUCUGGCUUCAAAAGAAGAAGUGCUGGAAUAUCUUGAAAAACCGAAAGAAAAAACCCUUCGUAAAGAUUAUGCAGCCAUGGCUGGUCGCCAAUUGAUAAAUAUGUACCGGGGUUCUGCCCAGGCACAUGAAGAUACGGAUGCUAAGAUGGAAAAAGGUUACCGCUUACUUACGGCCGGCCUGCGUGAGAUGAAUCCCAACCGCAAUUAUUCUCCUGAUGCCAACAGCACCAUGCGCAUGACGUACGGUACCGUAGGUAGUUACUACCCAAGGGAUGGUGUGUUUUAUGAUUAUUAUACCACCGCAGAAGGUAUCCUGCAAAAGGAAGAUCCUAAUGAUAUGGAAUUUGUGGUGCCGGAUCAUAUGAUCAGUCUUAUAGAAGAAGGUGAUUACGGCCGCUAUGCAAAUUCCGAAGGAGAACUUCCGGUGUGCUUUAUCAGCAAUAAUGAUAUUACCGGUGGUAAUUCCGGAAGCCCGGUAAUAAAUGGCAAAGGAGAGCUUAUUGGUUGUGCUUUUGACGGAAACUGGGAAGCGAUGAGUGGUGAUAUCUUCUUUGAAACUAACCUGCAGCGUACUAUCUCCGUAGAUGCCCGUUAUAUUCUUUUUGUAAUUGACAAAUAUGCCGGUGCUAAAAACCUGGUAGAUGAAAUGACCCUGGUGCAAACAGAUGAUGCUCCGGUGGUGGAAAAAGAUAUGCCCCGUGAGGCACAGGAAGUAAUGAACUAA
Molecule: messenger RNA, 1985 nt
Organism: Symbiodinium pilosum
Lineage: Eukaryota; Dinophyceae; Suessiales; Symbiodiniaceae
Source: the annotation of a GenBank genome assembly